UGGUCAAAAAAUAUUCAGCUCGUAUCAAAACGUGGAAUUGCUUGCGAAUAAUUUCCGUUUAUUCGGAUAUCUGUAGUUUGAAAUAUAUCACGUGAUAUAUAGGAUACAAGACAAAUAAAUAAUUAAUUCAAUAGUUAUUAUCAAGACUACAAAGUGAAAAAAUGGUGAUACACGUUGACGAAGGACGCUCCAGUUCUUUGGUGUUUUUUGUUAAUGGAAAGCGAGUACAAGAUGAUCAUGUCGAUCCAGAAUGGACACUUUUACAUUACUUAAGAAGCAAUUUAAAAUUAUGUGGCACCAAACUUGGAUGUGGAGAAGGAGGAUGUGGAGCCUGCACAGUGAUGGUUUCCAAAUUAAAUCGACAGACAAAGAAAGUUAUACACUUCCCCGUAAACGCUUGCUUAGCUCCAGUAUGUUCCAUGCAUGGUUUGGCAGUAACAACAGUCGAAGGAAUAGGGUCAACAAAAACCAGACUACACCCGGUACAAGAAAGAAUCGCCAAAGCUCACGGUUCACAAUGUGGAUUUUGCACACCCGGUAUAGUCAUGUCGAUGUACACUUUACUUAGAAAUUCUCCAAGACCGUCUAUGAAAGACAUGGAUGUGGCAUUUCAAGGAAACCUCUGCAGAUGCACUGGCUACAGACCAAUAAUAGAAGGUUAUAAAACAUUUACUGAAGAAUGGGAACUAAUCCAGAAUGGCAACAAAAUAUCGGCAACAAACGGCAAUGGCGUCUGUGGAAUGGGGGAAAAAUGUUGUAAAUUACAAAAUGGUAUCAGCAAAGAAAAAGACGAAGAAGCUCUUUACCAACCCAGCGAAUUCAUUCCCUAUCAUCCAUCGCAAGAGCCCAUAUUUCCUCCUGAGCUUAAACUGUGUGAAAAAUAUGACAAACAGUACUUGAUAUUCAAGGGUGAGAAUGUAACAUGGUUUCGGCCUACAACCUUAAAUGAACUCCUCGAUCUCAAAGAUCGCUACCCAGCUGCUAAGCUUGUAGUAGGAAAUACAGAAGUAGGUAUUGAAACCAAGUUCAAGAAGAUGGUUUAUCCUGUAAUGAUUCAACCAGUGCAGAUACCGGAACUCAGUACGAUAGAACCAACGCUUAAAGGUGUCCGAAUAGGGGCAUCAGCAACGUUGGUAGAAAUCGAGCAAUAUUUAAAAAAUCAGAUUAAAGUUCAACCUGAACACAAAACCAGAAUAUUCAAAUCUAUGCUAGAGAUCAUGAAUUGGUUUGGUGGUAAACAAAUACGAAGUGUAGGAGCUUUGGGUAGCAACAUCAUGACUGGUAGUCCCAUAUCAGAUAUGAUUCCAAUUUUAUUGGCCGCCAAAGCAAAGCUAGAGCUUGUUAGCAAACAAUACGGGACUAGAAAAGUCAUUUUGGACAACAAUUUUUUUGUCGGCUAUAGAAAAAGUAUUCUUAAACCAAACGAAAUAUUAUUAUCCAUCUAUAUUCCGUACACAAAAGAAUAUCAGUAUUUUGAAGCCUUCAAGCAAGCUAGACGAAGAGAAGAUGAUAUAGCAAUAGUUAAUGAAGCAGUCAAUGUUACUUUUAAACCACAAUCUGAUCUGAUUGAGGAAAUAAAUUUUGGUAUUGGUGGAAUGUCUUUUAAAACAGUGUCGGCACCAAAAACUGAAGAAAAACUAAACGGUUUACCUUGGAAUAAAACUACUCUUGAAUUAGCCUUCAACACAUUACUACAAGAUCUGCCAUUGGAUCCUGAUGCACCUGGUGGUAUGGUUUCAUAUAGAAAAUCGCUUGCUUUAAGUCUAUUCUUCAAAGCAUUUUUAAAUAUAUCUUUGCAGCUGCAAAAGUCUCUUCCACAUAUUGAUUUAGAAAAGAGAGAAAUAAGUGGUGCUUGUGGGUUCGCUGAGUAUGAAUAUAAAAGUUCGCAAUACUUUCAAAUAGUACCAGAAACUCAAGAUAAAAUUGAUGGUCUUCAAAGACCAAUUACCCAUAUGUCUGCCUUAAAACAAGCUACCGGAGAAGCCGUAUACAAUGACGAUAUUCCUUAUAUAGAAGGAGAGUUGUACUGUGCUUUUAUUCUGAGUACCAAAGCACACGCAAAUAUUUUAAGUUUAGAUCCAUCAGAAGCAUUAGCAAUGAACGGAGUCCAUGGCUUCAUAAGCGACAAGGACGUAAAAAAACAUUUCCCCAACGUCAAAGGUCCCAUUUUCCUAGAUGAAAACAUAUUUUACUCCGAUACCGUUACGUCAGUAGGACAAAGAAUAGGUCUUAUAGUUGCUGAAUCCCAAACACUAGCACAGAAAGCUGCUAAAAAGGUUAAAGUAGUUUACGAAGAGCUAAAACCUGUUAUAAUCAGCACAGAAGAGGCUAUUAGACACAAAUCUUUUUUCCAACCUACACCAUUGAUUGAAAAAGGAGACCUUGCUGCUGUGUUCAAAACAGCUCCACAUAUACUGGAGGGAGAAUGUAAAAUGGGUGGUCAAGAACAUUUUUAUUUGGAGACCCAGUGCUGUAUAGCUGUUCCAAAAUCGGAAGAUAAUGAAAUGGAAAUAUUUUCUUCUACCCAAAAUCCUACUCAAGUUUCGAAACUAAUAAGUCAGGUGCUUGGUGUCCCCCAAAACAAAGUUAUAGCUAAAGUAAAACGUCUAGGUGGGGCUUUUGGGGGAAAGAGCCCCAAAGCAACUCUGGUUGCUGUACCCGUAGCAAUAGCAGCCAAGCUGUUUAAUAGACCUGUCAGAUGUAUGCUGAAUAGAGAUGAAGAUAUGAUCACAACUGGAGGAAGACAUCCGUACUAUUUUAAGUACAAAGUAGCUUUCAAUGAUGAUGGCAAAAUUUUGGGCUGUGUUGCGGAGCUAUAUUCGAAUGGAGGUUAUUCAAGAGAUUUAUCUGAAUCGGUAAUGGAUAGAGCAGUAACCCAUUUUGAAAACGCUUAUCACAUACCAGCUUGCAAAGUAAUCGGAAUACCGUGCAAGACAAAUCUGCCAUCCAACACAGCUUUUCGAGGAUUCGGGUGUCCUCAGGGUAUGUUUUUGGCCGAGAAUAUUGCCCAACAUAUAGCCGACUAUCUCAGAAUAGAUCCAGUGGUGGUUAGUGAACUUAAUAUGUACCAUGAAGGUGAUAUAACCUACUAUAAUCAAAAAUUGGAGAAUUGUACAUUGCGACAAUGUUGGAAAGAAUGUAUGGAGUCUUCCAAUUUUCAUAAGCGUAGAAGAAAUAUUAGGGAAUUUAAUAGAUUAAAUAAGUACAAAAAGCGAGGUAUUAGUAUCAUCCCAACAAAGUAUGGCAUUUGCUUUACAGGAACCUACUUAAACCAAGCUGGUGUUCUAGUCUUAAUUUAUACCGAUGGAUCUGUAUUAAUUUCUCACGGAGGUAUAGAAAUGGGCCAAGGUCUUCACACGAAAAUGAUUCAAGUUGCUAGCCGAGCUUUGGGAGUCCCCGUUGAGAAUAUCCAUAUUAGUGAGACAGCUACCGAUAAAGUACCGAAUACCUCUGCUACAGCAGCUAGUACUGGAUCAGAUUUGAAUGGAAUGGCCGUAGUGAAUGCCUGUGAUAAAUUAAACGAGCGAUUGAAACCUUACAAAGAGGCGAAUCCUGAAGCUUCCUGGGAGGAUUUGAUCAAAACUGCAUACUUAGAUAGGGUAAGCCUAGCUGCUACAGGUUUUUACAAAACUCCUGACCUUGGAUAUAACUUUGAAACUGGUGAAGGUCGCCUAUUUAACUACUUCACAUAUGGAGCGGCUUGUAGUGAAACAGAAAUUGAUACUCUUACUGGUGAUCAUCAAGUAUUAAGGACCGAUGUUGUGAUGGAUAUAGGUCAGAGUAUAAACCCAGCUAUUGAUAUAGGACAGAUUGAAGGAGCGUUUAUGCAGGGCUAUGGCUUGUUCGUUCUCGAAGAAAUGGUGUAUUCAUCGAAAGGAGACAUUUUCACCAGAGGUCCGGGUACCUAUAAAAUACCGAGUUUCGGGAAUAUUCCUGUAGAAUUUAAUGUUUCAUUGCUGAAAGGCGUUGGAAAUCCACGAGCAGUAUAUUCUUCCAAGGCUGUUGGAGAACCUCCCCUCUUCUUGGCGAGUUCGGUGAUGUUCGCCAUUAAAGAUGCAAUAAAAGCAGCAAGAGAAGAAAACAAUGUACCUUCUGAGUAUUUUAGAUUAGAUCCCCCAGUGACCUCAGCCAAAAUUAGGAUGGCAUGUUUAGAUGAAAUUACGUCCAAGAUUCAAGAACCAGAACCUGAAAGUUAUACACCGUGGAAUAUAGUAGCUUGACGUAAAAAAAGAAAUUAUGUUGUUUAUUUUAACAUAAUAUAUUACGUUUAUGACAUCUGCAGAAAUUGGUGUAAAAAAAAUAAAUUAGGAUAAAUUAAAUAAUUUAAUUUAAAAAAGUAAUAAUUAUUUUUAAAUUUGUAAGUACAAAUGUAAAUAUUGUGAUAAAAAUAUAUACAAUUUCUAGACAUU
Molecule: messenger RNA, 4409 nt
Organism: Diabrotica virgifera virgifera (western corn rootworm)
Lineage: Eukaryota; Metazoa; Arthropoda; Insecta; Coleoptera; Chrysomelidae
Product: xanthine dehydrogenase-like
Exons: 12
Coding region: 162-4220 (1352 amino acids)
Molecular function (GO): 2 iron, 2 sulfur cluster binding; FAD binding; molybdopterin cofactor binding
Source: RefSeq, a predicted model, not a curated record